CCCGUGGACGCUGAUCGGGGCUGCGGAGGGGGAGACUGGGCCUGGCGGGUCGCUUGCCAAGGCCCUACCGAUCUAUGUCAACCUAGGCUCCCAGCUGUCUCCAGCGUGCGGAGCCCGGAAGGGUUGCGGUGGUCGGCUGACAGCAGGGUAGCGGCACGACUUUGGGAUGCUUGUACAGUCCGAGGACGAGGUGCGCAGGCACUUCCAGAUUCCCACGGUGUCAGUCAGCACUCAUCAGCACCAGUGCUCUGUCUGCUGGUUCCUGCCUUUGUAGCACUUGACUACCCUUGUAGCAUAUAAAGGUGUAGUGCAGAAGUCUGCUUUUGCCUCUGCUCGUGGAGGAAGUCUCAGUGCGAUGGUGUGUGACUUAACCAAAGCGAAGCAGGGGUUUGUGGAUAAGAGUGGCAUUGUUUUCCAGUUUCUCUGGUAUUGCUUUUUGAAAUGUGCAGCAGUAGCCAAGUUUAGUUGCACAGUUUGAAAACAAACCACGCCUUAUUACUGUUAGUACGACGACUGUCCAUCUGGACCAUUUUUCUUUUUUACGUUUUUAUUUUUUGAGACGUGGACUCCCUGUGUUGCCCAGGUUGUUCUGGUCCUCGGUGAUCCUCCUGUCUCCAGAGAGCUGGGAUUACGUGUAUGUCAUCUCGUGGGACAUUAAUCGCAAAUGUAUAGAGCUCAGAUUCUUUAAAAACAUGAUGUAUUUUCAACAAUUUGAGUAGGAAAUAGUAAAAUACGUAGCCUUUUUGCACCUUUACAUCUAAUGCCCAGGGACUGGGGGGCGGGGGAGCAUUGUUGAGUUCAUCGUUGAAAGUAUAGCCCAGCCAGCCCAUGGUGGUGCACAUCUUUAAUCCCAGUUCUUGGGAGGCAGUGGCAGGCACAUCUCUUAAGUUCGAAGCCAGCCUGGUCUACAGAUCAAGUUCCAGAACAGCCAGGGCUAUAGAGAGAAACUCUGCCUUGAAGAAAAUGUAGCCCAUCCAACUGCUACCUGUCGGAGUUAUCGUUCUGUCACCCGUGUUACCUCUUCAAAUUGUUUGUAGAGUGACCUUUUCCUCCUAUAGGUCCACCAUCAGCAGUAUCUGCACUUUCCCAAGAGCAGCAGAAAAUGAGUAGAUCAAAGGGCCCACUGUCAUUCAAGGAUGUGGCUGUGGCCUUCACCCAGGAGGAGUGGCGGCAGCUGGGCUCUGAGGAGAAGACGACAUACAGGGAUGUGAUGCUGGAGAACUACAGCAACCUCAUCUCCGUGGGGUAUGACGUUACCAAGCCAAAUGUGAUUAUUAAGUUGGAGCAAGGAGAAGAACCGUGGAUGAUGGAAGGGGACUGCCAUGCUCAAAGUCAUUUGGAAAUCAGCAAAGUUGGUGAUACCAUAGAGAAAAUCCAAGAAAAUGAAGACAAACAUACGAGGCAGGCUGAUGAUCUCAACAACCAAAGAGCAGAGAAAGGGGAUACAUCUGAUAAAAUUUAUGACCUAGAACCACACCUCAUUUCUUCAAGCACAAGAGCUCACAGUUGUGUCUCCUGUGGGAAGACUUUGGAAUCUAUUUCAGCAUUAAUUAGUAGUGAUGGAAGGUAUGCAGUAGAGAAGCCCAACAAGUGUAUUGAUUGUGGAAAAACAUACAGAGAGAAACUGGAUGACUUUAAUCAAAAUGGGGAUACUUCUCAACAUGAUGAAAGUAUUCUGCAGAAAAUUACCAUUUUGGAGAAACCCUUUGAUUAUGAGUGCAUGGAAGCCUUAGACAGUGAAUCUGUUUUCAUGGCUCAUGAGAGAACUUAUCUGGGGGAGAAGCCCUAUGAAUGGGAUGACUCUGGACCAGACUUCAUCCAGAUGUCAGAUUUCAAUGCAUAUCAGAGAUCACAGCUAGAAAUGAAGCCCUUCGAAUGUACACAGUGUGGGAAAUCCUUCUGUAAAAAGUCUAAAUUCAUCAUACAUCAGAGAGCUCACACAGGAGAGAAACCAUAUGCAUGUAAUGUGUGUGGAAAGUCUUUUAGUCAAAAGGGAACCCUCACUGUCCAUCGGAGAUCACAUUUAGAGGAGAAACCCUAUAAGUGUAAUGAAUGUGGGAAAACCUUCUGUCAGAAGUUACAUCUCACACAACAUCUGAGAACUCAUUCAGGAGAAAAGCCCUAUGAAUGUAGUGAGUGUGGAAAAACUUUCUGCCAAAAGACACACCUCACUCUACACCAGAGAAAUCAUUCCGGGGAGAGGCCCUACCCAUGUAAUGAAUGUGGGAAAUCCUUCUCCCGAAAGUCUGCCCUCAACGACCAUCAGAGAACACACACAGGAGAGAAGCUUUAUAAGUGUAAUGAGUGUGGGAAAUCCUAUUACCGGAAGUCCACUCUCAUUACACACCAGAGAACACACACGGGGGAGAAGCCCUAUCAGUGUAGUGAGUGUGGGAAAUUCUUCUCUCGGGUAUCAUACCUCACCAUACACUAUAGGAGCCAUUUAGAAGAGAAACCAUAUGAGUGUACAGAAUGUGGGAAAACCUUCAAUCUAAACUCAGCUUUCAUUAGGCAUCGGAAGGUACAUACAGAAGAGAGAGUCCAUGAGUGUAGUGAAUGUGGUAAGUUCUCUCAGCUGCAAUGUCUUCCUGAUCACACAAAUGACACAGGAGAGAAACACUAUGAGUGUAACGAGUGUGGGAAAACCUUCCUUGAAAAUUCAGCCUUCAGUGGGCACCAGUCCAUUCCAGAAGGGGAAAAAACUUAUGACUGUAAUAUAUGUGGAAAGUCAUUCUCAGAUUUGUCAUACUACACUGUACAUUACAGAGGUCAUUCAGAAGACAAACCCUUUGGGUGCAAUGAAUGUGGGAAAACCUUCUCUCAUAAUUCAUCCCUCUUUAGACAUCAAAGAGUACACACAGGUGAGAAGCCGUAUGAAUGUUAUGAAUGUGGAAAGUUUUUCUCUCAGAAGUCGUAUCUCACUAUUCAUCACCGGAUUCAUUCAGGAGAGAAGCCCUAUGAAUGUAGCAAGUGUGGGAAAGUCUUCUCUCGGAUGUCAAACCUCACUGUACACUAUAGAAGCCAUUCAGGAGAGAAACCUUAUGAAUGUAAUGAAUGUGGGAAAGUCUUUUCUCAGAAAUCAUACCUCACUGUACAUUACCGGACUCAUUCAGGAGAGAAACCUUAUGAAUGUAAUGAAUGCGGGAAAAAGUUCCAUCACAGAUCGGCCUUCAAUAGCCAUCAGAGAAUUCAUAAAAGAGGGAAUGUAAAUGUACUCAAUGUGGAAAGUCUCUGACAUCUCAAUUAAACAUUGGAAGUCUAUUAGGGAGUCGGGGUGGAUCCCCUCCCCAAUUUUUAUAUUUGUGGUGCUGGGAAUUGAAUACAGGGCCUUUUGCAUGCUAUAGAUGCUCUACACGGAGCUCCACCCCAAUGAUUCACAAGUAGAGCGUCCAUGCUCUGAAUGAGAAGUCCAGAAAUGCAUUUUAAACUGAAUUUUCAGAGAAGAAUCCGUAAAAAUCCAGCAAGAAGAAACCAUGACCAUGUAACUCACGGGACACUACGUAAUUUUUACAGGAGCAAAACUUUCAAAGUAUUUAAUAUUUAUUUUUGAUUUAAAUUGUAUUUACCUAUCAGGGAGCCUUGCUAAGAAAUGUCAAUAAGGUGACUAUGUAACACACUUUGGAAGCUUAUGCUAAAAGCCAUAUUCCUGAUGUAAAAACAGGUGUUUAUAGAAAAUACGCAAGAAGUUACCUGUUCUGAAUAAAUUUAUGAAAGGAAGUUAUAAAGUUGGGAGUUGAUCAUAAGGGUUACUAAAUAUGUGGCUUCUCUGGUGUUUUAGAAAUGCAAUUUAAUAGUAAUUCUAUGCAAUUUUUGGCAACCGUGCUUUGAAUAAUUUGUGAAAACAUGGUAUUGAGUAUUGGAAUGACAAAGUGUCACAAUGGGUAUAUUGGUGAAAUGUGUUUUAUAAUAGGAAAGUGCAUAAUUUUUUUGUGAAUGCUUACCAGUAGGGUGGUUUUGUAAAAAUUUUUCAACUGGAAUUGAACAUAAUUUUUUAAAAAAUACUAUUUUGAUAAACUUU
Messenger RNA from Cricetulus griseus (Chinese hamster), 4018 nucleotides. Lineage: Eukaryota; Metazoa; Chordata; Mammalia; Rodentia; Cricetidae. The record is from RefSeq and is a predicted model, not a curated record.